Diversispora eburnea is the source of this 351-nucleotide messenger RNA. The record is from the annotation of a GenBank genome assembly. NCBI's taxonomy places the organism in Eukaryota, Fungi, Glomeromycota, Glomeromycetes, Diversisporales, Diversisporaceae.
AUGUCAAAUAUUAAUAUAACUUUAGAUAAACUUGUUGUAACUGAUAAUAUUGUACCAGAGCUUCAUUAUGGUAUAUAUAUAUAUGAUUGUUCUUUGCAACCUGGUUAUAUUUGUGAAGGAAAAGGACAAUGCAGUGGUAUUGCUACAAGUGACUCUGCAGUAACUACAUCUGUAUACCAAAUUGUUUUCAAUAGUAAAACAAAAUUUUCUGAACUUUUAUAUUUGGGUUUAGAUCAACUCGAAACAAGUCAAAAAUUAUUAGGUGUUAGUUUUCAUCCUUUAAUUAUUGAAUUAGAAAAAAUAGUUAUAUUUAAUAGUUCUUUGAAAAAAUUACACAUUCAAAUCAAAUAA